Molecule: messenger RNA, 843 nt
Organism: Antrostomus carolinensis (chuck-will's-widow)
Lineage: Eukaryota; Metazoa; Chordata; Aves; Caprimulgiformes; Caprimulgidae
Product: zinc finger protein 436
Exons: 1
Biological process (GO): regulation of transcription by RNA polymerase II
Molecular function (GO): RNA polymerase II cis-regulatory region sequence-specific DNA binding; DNA-binding transcription factor activity, RNA polymerase II-specific
Source: RefSeq, a predicted model, not a curated record
GACAAGCCCUACAAGUGUGAUGAGUGUGGGAAGAGCUUCAGAUGGAACUCGGGGCUCAUCAUGCACCAGCGGAUCCACACCGGGGACAAGCCCUACAAAUGUGGUGAGUGUGGGCAGAGCUUCAGGCAGAGCUCGGAUCUGGUCAAUCACAAACACAUCCACACUGGGGAGAAGCCCUACAAGUGUGAUGAAUGUGGGAAGAACUUCAUGUGGCUCUCAGGUUUGAGUUGCCACCGGCAAACCCACAGCAUGGAGAAGCCCUACAAGUGCAGUGACUGUGGGAAGAGCUUCAGCUACAACUCGUCCCUCAGCAAGCACAAGCGUAGACACACGGUGGAGAAACCCUACAAGUGUGGAGAUUGUGGGAAGAGUUUCUAUGAGACUUCAUCCCUCAUCGUCCACCAACGAACCCACACUGGGGAGAAACCCUUCAAGUGUGGUGAGUGUGGGAUGAGCUUUAAGCAGAGCUCCAAACUCAACCGUCACAAGCGGACCCACAGCGUGGAGAAGCCCUACAAGUGUGAUGAGUGUGAGAAGAGCUUUAGAUACAGCUGGUCCCUUAUCAGGCACCAGAGCAUCCACACUGGGGAGAAACCCUACAAGUGUGAUGAGUGUGGGAAGAGCUUCAGAUACUACUGGUCCCUCAUCAGUCACCAGCACAGACACACUGAUGAGGGUCCCUAUGUGUGUGGGGAAUGUGGGCAAAGCUUCACCAGCAGCAAGUCCCUUGGCAACCACAAACGUGUCCACACCCAGAAUAAACCCUACAAGUGUGAGGAGUGUGAGAAGAGCUUCAGCAUCAUCUCAUCCCUCAUCAAGCACCAGCAGAUCCACCUGGGAUAA